AAGAAAAGGGGCGAUGCUGCUGGCUGAAGCAGCGCUCGGUCAAACGUAAACAACAACGGGCAUGAAAUAUGUGUGUGUCUUUACGAAGCUGGAUAGUAAGGCAGAGAGGAAACCCCGGGACGCAAUGGUUCGAUCUGUACCAGCACUAGUGGAUGAUUUAGAUUCCAUUCAUAGUGCAAUGGUGACGGCAUAACGAGGCAGAAAUGUUUCGCUCGCGGUUAGUGGUGUCGAUAGUGACUUAAUAGCUCCCGAUAAGGUGUUAUCUUCUUCCUGGAAGUGUUAAAUUUAGUCCUAUAGUGUACUCAGCCGUUCGAUUAGUCGGUGCUCAACAUUCAGAAUGGAUCUGAACUUCAAAUGUCCACUGUGUGAAACAUAUUUCGACUCGAAAGAUGACCUCACCGACCAUGUCAAGACCGUCCAUACUUCGUACUACUACGAUACGUAUUUAGUGCCCCCGGUUCUUUUUUUACCUUCUGAAACGCCGCUCAUUGUGACAGGAGCCCCCAGCACAGUGAUCACAACCGAACCGGUUUCGACCCCCGAAGUGCUAGUGGAACCGGUGGUUGCAGACGACGGAUGUUGUGACUGUGGAUGCUGUUCAGGCGAUGCCGCCGGAGCACACGCGGACUCGGGGGGUGAUUGUGGAGACUGCGAUUGCGAUUGUGAUUGUGUGGUUAUGUGAGCCUUGACCUCGGACCGGUUCGGUCACUAGGCGAACGUUUAGUACUAGCGACUCAAGUUCUUCGAUAUUAUUACUUUCACUAUUUAUGUUAUACACUAAAGCGUUUUGCAAAUAUGCCCGACAAGCUGAUGUUAUGAAGUGUGAAUAACAUACGCAAAAAGUUUAGACAUGUUUCAUACAUAUGUUGAUUAGGAUUAGAACUAAGGCGUCACUCAGCCUCGAUUCAUGUUAGAUGCUCUAUUUUACUUUCAGUUAGGCCAUAAAAUAGAAACGUAGUUUUUUGGCUUUUUUUUAUAAAUAUACUCUACAGAAUACAGUUUUUCAAUUUUAGUGGAAAUUUA
This is a messenger RNA of Wyeomyia smithii (pitcher-plant mosquito), 1023 nucleotides long. RefSeq lists its product as uncharacterized. NCBI's taxonomy places the organism in Eukaryota, Metazoa, Arthropoda, Insecta, Diptera, Culicidae. Bases 338 to 682 code for a protein of 114 amino acids. The record is from RefSeq and is a predicted model, not a curated record. The transcript has 2 exons.